AUGAGAGGUACUCACCAAUUAAUAACUCAAUUUGAACUCAAUGGAUAUACUCUGCCUUUGAUGGAAAAGAACAUGUGCAUUACUUUUUUAAAAGAUCUACUCUAACAAAAUCCAAUUGAUAUGGACUUUAUUCUUGCUAAUACUUAGCCAUCUCACCAAGAACUGAAAUUGCUAACCUUAAAAUCAAAUAUUCUGUAAUUAAUAAAGGAGGAUAAAGAUCCAUCUAUUUCAUCGCCCAGAUUUGACUAUGCCUAAUUAGAAAGCAUAAUCCCUAAGAAGAAUAGAAAUAAAAUAAAUGAAAUUAAAACAAAAGUUGAAACUCUUUUAAAUAGUAAUAAUAUCGACCCUCCUUUGACUAUAAAGAAGAGAUGGUGGACAGAAGAAGAAGAUUAAUAACUGAAAGAAUUAGUCACAUAACAUGGUGCCAAAAAUUGGAAGAAAAUAGCUUCCUAUUUUGAAGAUAGAACAGAUGUCUAAUGUUUACAUAGAUGGUAAAAAGUUCUGAAUCCCGAUCUUGUGAAAGGUCCUUGGACUUAAGAAGAAGAUGAUCUCUUAGUUAAAUUAGUAACAAAUUGUGGGCCUAAGAAUUGGAGUCAAAUUGCUAAACAUUUGCCUGGCAGGAUUGGCAAGCAAUGUAGAGAGAGAUUUCAUAAUCAUUUAGAUCCAAAAAUAAAUAAAGAGAGAUGGACAGAUGAAGAAGAUCAAACCAUAAUUGAGGCUCAUAAGAAACUGGGAAACCGCUGGUCAUUGAUAGCAGGCCUAUUGAAAGGAAGAACUGACAAUUCAAUUAAAAAUCAUUGGAAUAGCACUUUAAAAAGAAGAUUGAAAAUGUAAAAUAGAUGGGAAGAUCUCUAAGUAGUACCUAGAUAGGAUGAGACUCAAAUUAAAGGAGUUCCAAGAAGACAAGUCUAGAGGAAAGUUAUGUAUUAUAAAACUCCUGAAAAAUUGGUUAAAAGAGAUCCAGUUUCAAGAUAAUUAAAUUUCCUAACUCCAUACUCCAAUAGCACACCAAAAUCUGAGGCUACUCCUAAAAAUCUAAGUAUUGUAUAUCCAAAUUUAUCUGCCUAAGAUUCAGAGAUGAUAGAUUCAUGUUACAUUUUAUUCAAAUAAUUAAGUGAAUUAACAAAUGUGGAUCUUGAUUUCAAUAAAUAUUAUAGUUACAAAUGA
Paramecium tetraurelia is the source of this 1167-nucleotide messenger RNA. RefSeq lists its product as uncharacterized. Gene Ontology annotation, biological process: regulation of DNA-templated transcription. NCBI's taxonomy places the organism in Eukaryota, Ciliophora, Oligohymenophorea, Peniculida, Parameciidae. Gene Ontology annotation, molecular function: RNA polymerase II cis-regulatory region sequence-specific DNA binding; DNA-binding transcription factor activity, RNA polymerase II-specific. Gene Ontology annotation, cellular component: nucleus. The transcript has 5 exons. The record is from RefSeq and is a predicted model, not a curated record.